AAUCCUUUCGGAUGGAUCCUGGCCGCCGUUCUUCACAAAGAUCACUAAGCAGGAAAACUGUUCCGUGAAAGUUGCGUGGAGUUAUCCCUGAUCGGCCUUUCGGUUCAUGGUUGUCAUGCUGCACUUGAUCGGCAUGUUGCACUUGAGCCAGGUACGAAAUGAAAGAACCUUAUUUUCUUUAUUUCAGAAAUCUGCCGGAUGGAAAUGCAGAAUCAUUCAACAUUGGGCACGGUAGCUGCGAUGGGUUUGAUUGUAAAGCAAUCGUCGGCUCGUGGUGAGCGAAGGAGUAAAGAGAUGUACCGUGUUCCAUGAUCACGUAAGACAAAUUUGAUGAAUUUAACGCAAAUUUUGGAGCGGAAACCGCGGCAAAAAGAGCGGUUCGGUUAGCUACAGGAAUCUGCAAGAAAACUCGCCUUUCGCUCGUUUCGUCGAUUAUCCCGCAUCGAUGUGUGCGUGAGAUGAAGCAAAUCGAUGAAAUCGAGAACGUACCAGCAAGCCCAGCGGUACUUCCUAGAAACGAAACGAGUUUUCGUCGUCAAACUGAAUCCGCGUUUUGCGUUUUGAUGCUGCUGUUUCGAUUCUCGAAGAACGAUUUUUGCAGUUUGGUGAUUUGCGUGUUCGCAAAAUAAUCCGCGGUAAAGUGUAGUUUUCUCCCCGUUGAUCACCGCCAGCGCGAAUCGAUGGGAUGUGACAUCUGGAAGUGGAGGAAAGUGCCCAACUCGGAAAUUCAAAGCAGAAGCGCAGAGCAAAAGUGAAGCCAUCUUUUUUCCGUUUUCAUCUCUGCUGCGACAGCGAUACUAGAGCGAGAGGGAGCGAUCGAAUGGUGGUCGAAGCGUGCGUGGAAAGCACGAGGAAGAAGAAGAAGGCUGCCGUGAAUGUGUGUGUGUGUGUAUGUCCGUAGGAAAAGGAUUUUCGGCGGAAGCAUGAAGUGAGAAGCGCGGUUCGCGCGGCCCUCGAGUAAAUUGCCGUCGGAGAAGUUCCAAGGGGAAAUUAUUGCGGGCAGAGAAAAGGGGGAAUGCUGCGGGUUUAGGUGAAGAAGAGUGGUGAGACACGCGCGCUCUGCUGUGUACGUCGGAGUAGUGAGAAGAGGGCCGUUUUUUGAGCAGGCGGCAGUGAGAAAAGAAGAAAAAAAAGCUGCAAUCGAUUGCCGCGGUGGUGUUUGUGAAUGCGAGAGUGCGUGUGAUGUGGCCUCCAUCUUUGUGUGCCGCCAUCAAUAAGGUGAGUGGUGUGUUCUAGAGGCAGCCAGCUACACGGGACCUGCUCCAGCGCCAACCGCGAAAGUGCAUUUUACGGUGAAAAAGGAAUAAGAAGAGGCCGCUGGCCGAAGCUGACGCACCAGAAAAAUAUUCCCGACGCCCUCGAAGGAUUACGGGGCGUUUCGCGCGCUUCUCUUCGAUCCGUUUGCUGCCCGCAUUCUCUGCGAUCUGGCCAGAGGCAGGCCCUACCCGGUGGUGCUCCGUUGGUCGCGUCAUACGAUAAAAGUGCAUCGCGUAUGCUUCGUGCGUCGUUUCGAUUUCCGCUGGAACAGCCGGAGUUUUGUGCUCUGUACGCGCUUCGUGUGUGUGUGAGAGAGUGCGUUUGCAAUUCCAAAGCUAUGCUAGCAUCCGUUCUGAAGAACCGAGGCUUUGAAACACCAACGUCUGGCAGGCGCCUCCCGCUGGCGUUCUAAGCUCGUGCGUGGUGAGCGCGCGGUUUUGAAACCAGAAGUGAGAAGAAGACGGCGGGCGCUUGUGAGCUCUCGUGAUAAAGGUUGGUCCCGUCGCCGAGUGCACCAAUACAACCAGAGAACGUAUUUCGCUCGCGUUGUUUCAUAAUCAAGAACGAGCGGCGGUGCGCCUCCUGAAUUUGCCCCACCGUGUUUGGUCUGACGCGUUAAUCGUUAAGCGAUUGUCCGGCACGAACCCGGAAAGCAAAAAUCACUGCUUCUAAGCCCCUUGGUCCGAAGGGCCCAAGAGUAAUUACUCGAGCCACCAGCGAGCGGGAUAACCCCCGAAACGUGUAGAGUGUGCGUGGUCGUCAUCCUCGGAGACAUUGCAUGGUCUGGAAACGAUAUGACAGUGUAGUUGAAUGCGGGAUAUACACCACCCCUCAACACCUCUCUGGUCUAUCCACGACUGCAUUCGAUCCCUCUAUCGUGGUGCACCGGUGAAUGGGCCUUGCGGUUGCAACGUCGGUGACAACGAACGCUCUGCGAUCCGAUGCAGUGGAAGCAAUGGCUCCCGCUCUAACAGAGCCACUAAGCCAGAGCAAACUGUCUUCUUCGGCAGCAUCAGGUGCCUCCCCACGUACGAGUAGCAGCACGACGACAACCACCAGCCUUGGCACUACGCUUGCCUCAACAGAUGCCGUGACCUCUUACGUUGAUUCUGACGCAGUCCCUGUGCAACCGAAUCAACAAGCGCCACCAACGUCCUCCGACAGCGCUCCGGCAGAAGCACUCGUAGCGGAAGUGACUACCGGAAACAGCAGUACCUUCGUUCCGCAAGCAGGAUUAACGGCAGAAACGGUGGCUCCCCUUCCGGUGGCAUCCGGUGCCGAAGAGGUCACGAUCGGCGGCACCACAGUCGAUGACAUACAAAACAACAACAGUAAUGGUGGCCCAGGGGGGGUGAAGAGACAUGCUGAAAAAGAUCGUGAUCUGAUCGAGUUGGCUCUAGAACAAAUUCAUCAGGAAGCUUCCAUCGGUGGAAGCACUGCUGGCAGUAUCCCGGAGAUGGGUGUCCAUCCAGCACCUGCCGGCACCGCCCUAGAUGGUUUGGAAAAGGCCACCAUCUCCACCACCCCGACGUCUAUGAGCAUGCCAAUAAACAUUCUACAACCUGCCGCAGUGGGUGGCUCCAGUGAACAAAUUCCGAUAGACAUGGCAAACACACCCAUCGUGCUGUCGACUACCACUGGGGAAAUGUUCCAGGCGCACUCAAACACUCCACAGCAACUCCAACAAGCGCCACCACCACCGCCACCGCCAUCACAACAAGAAUUGUUGCAUGUACCGACGCAGGAUUCAUCGCAAUCGUCGAUCGGGGCUGGUAGCGAGUUGGGUCUCCAGAAGGACUACCUGAAGGAAAGCGCGGAAAUGGACCAGAUGAUUCACGAGCUGUCGACGGCGGACAUCGAUCUGCUACAAGUACUGAAAAGUUUCGAUGGCAGUGGGCUGCUGCUGUUCAGUGAUGUAGAUGUAGCUAACCUUUGCGAUGGUCCAGACGGUAGCAGCGGCCUCGCAGCUGCUUCUCCGAACAAGGAUCGCGAGCGUCUUGAGUUGCACGCUGAAAUCAUCAAGCGUCAAUUGCAAAUGCAACGCAAGUACGAUUUUCUCAUGCGUCGGCUGAACAAAUUAGCUGCUCGUUAUAUGGGCCAGCACGUGAGUGAAGAGACCGCUGGAUUGUUCGAAUACGUACAGCGUUACUGGAAAAAGCGAGAGAAAGAGCAUGCGAAGCAGCAGUUACAGUUCAAUCAUCCCAAUGCGACGACGACGGCGGCAGCAACGACAUCGAUGGCACCGGCAACCGGUGGUCAACAAUGGCCCGAUAUCAUCCCCUACCAAGCCCCUGCAGCAGGGGACCAGCAGCCGGAAAAGCUGAAACCGAUCUCGGCGAACGCGCUCAAGACGUUCACCAAGCGCUUGGAAGGAAUUUCCAACACGAUCUGCUCGACGCAAAGUAAACGCAUCCGGUACAGCCGCUAUUUUACCGGCGUGAACAACAUUGGAGAGACAGCGGCUGAGCAAUCAUCUGCUGCCGGUGGAUACGGCAACAUUUCCAACACAAUUCCAUUGUUCGAAAAGGGAGCAAUCGCAGAGCUGGAGCAGACCGCUGGUCUGUUGCACGCCGAGCUGCGUCAAGUGCAGACGAACAUUGACUCAGACGCAACACUUAGCAGCUCUGGUGGCGAAUCGGCAGAUGAGUCCGUGCCGUAUACCAACACUUCACAAUUACCACUCGCAAUCUCAAAGCGAGCUUUAUGGAAGUGGUCUAAAGAUCGUGCCGCGGUGGCAAGUCGUUGGACGUGGCUACUUUCUCGCGUAGCCGAUCUCGAGUAUCGCAUUCGGCAGCACAACGAGCUGCUGAUGAAGAUCCGCAUCAAUAAGGGCCCUAUAACACUGGAAGAUCCUCUUCAAGAGGCCAGCAGUGCCGGUGGUAGCGACAGCAACACCAUCAACUCGCCGCACUCUGUUAAUGGGUAUCGCGGGCAGCUUCCAGGCAGUAGCAAACCGCUAACGACAGACAGCGCUGCUAGCAUUACCGACGAGGAGGAAGACAUGAUGAGCUGUUCCCGGUCACGACCCUACAACCGCGAGAAGUUCCGCAAACGAAAGCUCCUGCAGACACCAAAUCUGCACAUCAUUUCGAAGCGAGCAGCAAGACCGAGUAACAUCAAGUGUGGCUGCCAGUGGCCACUACAACCGUGUGCGCUGUGUACGGGGAGACCGGAUCCGACAGCACCACGAGAUCCACCUGCUACGAUGCCAUUCGCCGAACGAGUCGCGUUGUUGGAUUCUUCCUAUCAUCCUGUGCUCAGUUUCCCGGAAGAUACUUCUCACUCUAUACACCUAGAAGCGAUCAUGCGGCUGCCCGAUGUGCAGAAUCGAAUGAUACGGACUACGCAUACCAGCAGCAGUACUGGCAUGGGCUCGACCAAGCACGGUACCAGCUCAUCGUACAAACAUCUUUCCACCAGCUCCUCGCGUGCUGGUGGCACCAACGCUUCAUUCUUCUCGUCCGGUGACGAAGGCGAUCACUCUGCUCAUGGAAAGCGGUACAUUAGCUCAGAUAGUAAGCGGAAGCUUGAAAGCAGCAGCAGCAACAAAUACAAAUCCAACGAUCGUUCCUUCACUGACGGUGGAAAUAAAUCGAAGAAAUCGAAAUCACGGCGUGAUGUGGUGCAAACCAAUCGAAAAUCUGGUUACGGCACUCACGCAAUGGCCGAUGGUAGUGGGUAUAAGCUGAGUGGAGCCGGUGGUUCAAAUGGUCACUAUCAGAAGAAUAACCAUCAAAGCAAAUCGCGGAAAUCUUCUCAUUCUUACGAUCACCAUGGCGAUGGGCUGCAGGAUGGUAAUGGUAACGUCAGCCGUAGCAAGAACUCUUCGCCGACACCAAAUAAUCAGCGUAACGAAAGGAGGCAUCGUAUUUCUUACGAUAUCGACAAUAUUGUUAUUCCGUACAGUAUGGCGGCCUCCAACCGAAUAUCGUUACCUCAGUACAAGGACAUAGCGAUACCAAAAUGGCGUAUCGUGGACGACGAGGAAGAUGAUGGUGCACCAGAGCAGACGGACAGAUCACAGCUGAACACACCGACAAAAGCCAGCAAUCAGGGUGCAUUAUCGCCUUCCUCCUCAACGACGACCGCAACAGCAAGCGAAGGCUGCAGCAUCGUAUUAAAAUCGGAAUCUAUUGAGGCCGACGUAGUGAGUGGGAAUGAAAAGUCGGAUACGAAACCAUCGACGCAACCACCUAACGGCACGAAAGCGAACUCCUCGUCCACCUCCUCUAAGCUUGUUGGCGACAGUUCGGCAUUGGAUAGCGGCAGCAGUAAUGUCGAAAGUCAGCAGCAACAGCUGAUCGUGAUACCGGCGCAAGACGAAGAGGACAUCUCAGAGGAAGCGAUCCACCUGAAGCACGAACGGGCACUGCAAGAGGAACGUAAAAAGUUCCAAACGUACAUGAAGUUCCCGUGGAGUAGACCGCGAGCGAAUCGACGAACGGAGAGUAGAGCUGGAUCGAGUGGAGCCAACACGCCUGAUCCACCUUCUCCAGCACCAGCCACUACCAUGGUCGAUCACGACUCUCCCCCGACGUGCCCAUCCACUCCUCUCACUCCACAGGAUGGACAAAUGUUGUCGGAAACGAAUGUGAUCAAUGCUAUUAACAAAAGUCUUCACAAAAAAGAACGUCGUCGAACAGUAUCAUCGAAGCGAGACGAGCACCAGCAGCAGCAGCAUGCCCAGCAUACAACUGGUAGCAAUACUCCGCCAGACACGCGUGAGAUUGUAAACCCGUACGAGUCGCUGCAGUUCCCAUUGGCGGACGAGGUGUACGAACAGAUGUUGCGCACCAUGCCGAGCGAUCACGUCACUUUGGUUGACGAUUAUUGUCUGAUUGAGAAAUUACCCCGAUCGCGUCAUCCUAACAACAAUGUACUGCUCGUGCUCACAUCGAGUAUGGAUUUGGCUCCGGCCAGCCUUGGCCUCAGUGCCAAGAAUCCUCUCAGCAGUAAUGUCUCCUGCUCCUCGACUACGAUGUCGGUUAACGAAACGGAUCUCGAGGAGUUCGAUGAUGAAGAUCUAAUGCUGGCCAAGCGUACCGAGAAUCAGCGCAUCAUGGAGCGGCUACUGAACAGCCGGGACGCGUCACAGCGAUAUGAAAUCGUGCCACCGACAGCAAAACCGAUGCUAGACGAGGACGAGCAGCUAGAUGACGAGGAAACGGAUACUGGAGAAUCGCUGUUCGUGGAAGAGGACGAUCCAAACGAUCCGGAAUGGUACGAUCGACCGCCGGGCCGUGUCGGUGGGAGCGGGGGUGGGGCAACUGCAAGCGGUAGAUCAUAGAUAUCACUUUCUGUGCGCACAGAAGCAAACAUACGUUUAACCACUGUAUAGUUUUGUUUUAGAUUAUUUUAUAUGUACUAUAUACUACUAUCCCAUUGAACGCGCGGAACAGUAGAAAUACGUCGUUGGGAUGUUUUGGCAAUUAAGGAGAGGUUCAAUCUUAAACUUGGAAUCAUAACCAGAACUUUUAUUUUUUCUUUGCAACAAACGAAAGUAAAUUUCUUUUAUGAAAGUCCCCUUUUCCACUUUCCGUUGAGUGGGCCUUUCAGCACGUUUCACUGCACGUUUUCACUGCAGCUGAAAAACAAACCUCUCCCAGUGGGUGGGAGUGUACCGCACCGCAGGGGCACUGGAACGGGACAAAUAAUAAUAAUGAACGUUGUAGCCAUAAUUCGAAUCAAAGCUUUAUCUCAUCCCAUACAUGCACAUUUCACAUUUCCGAGUGUGCGUACAUUGUAUGUGAAGUACUUUCGAAAAUAACAUGCCAGUUUUGUUAAGAACUGUUGCGGUAUGUUGCCAUCGGUCAACUGUUAAUCAACCCCAAUUACAUUGUGUACAGUUUAAAUCGCAAGAUUCUCACCUAUACUAACGGCGAAAGGCGAAUCGUUACUGGCUCAAUCGACCCUGGAAAUCGUUACAUUUGCUUUUCUCAUUUACCGGGCAGUUCUGCGAGUACGAUUACAUAGCGCAUUAGAUUAACGUUUUAGUUGCCCUAUGCAAACGAGACUUUCAUCUCUCAUCUAUCAUCUAUUUUGAGGCGUUGUGGUAAGACGGUUGCGGAACGGAUAUAAUCAACAAAGGGAGUCUGUGUGAGAUAGAGAAAAAGAGAGUCCACCAGACUUUACUAUAGAAAUUUCAAAAUGGAUCUUUAUUAUUUCCUUCUUUUUGUUUGUUUAAACCAUAAAUGGUGUACCAGUGGCGGCUGCUAUUUGUUGUUAGUCGUACUAGCCUUCUAAGAAACAUCUGACCUUGGCUGGCAGUUUUUAGUUUUGGAAACAAUGGCUUAUCGUCGUGUUAGUUACAAAUGAAAAAGGAUGAUGCUUUCAGAAGAAGGCGAAACAGUACGCGUUACAUGCAACAUUACUUAUGGAUUGCAUUUAUUCUUACUUGACUUUUCCUGCUUUCGAUUUCAACAGAAAAUACUAAUUAAUCAUCACAUCAUAUUCCCAAUCAAUUGAAGGACAACAGAUGCUCAAUUUAAUCAGCAUCAUUUUAACCUGGCUGACGGAAUCAUAUAAAUGCAGAUGACACAAGCUUUAUGCAUGAGAGAACAUGUUCCAAUGAUCUCCUGGAAAAUGCUCCCUCAAAAGAGAGCCUAUAGAAUGUGGAUGUAACGAGUAAAAAGUAUUUUUUUUAUGUUUUAAACUACAAUCAAAUUCUAUAGAUCACUUCCGAUCCCUUGUUUGUUCCAUUAAACGCCAUUUCACGGUAAUUUAUUCGUUAGCCACUUUUUUGUCGUCAAUAUACGAAAUUGUAUUCGCGUGCUGUUAUGAACAUUGGCAAUAUUUCUCGGUUUGUGUUACACAACUUUCCAGUAAAACAAAAUUGUUAUGCUAUAGUGUGGUGACCGUAUGCAAAAUCUAUGAAAAAGUGUAAAAAAAAAAUUAAGAGGGUGAAUCGAAAUGAAGUCGUUGAUUAAAUCUUUUCGACUGCAAAGAUAUAACAAGAGAAUGGAUAAAAUAGGAACAGAGUUGAAGCAUGGUACAAUUAAGUUUCAUUUUAACGCGGUUUUUGUUUUGCUAGCCUACAAAUGUGCAUAAAUAUUUGUUCGAAUAGUUGCACUAGCUUAGCAGCUGCAUUUUGGUCGAGUGAUUUGCUUCUAAAGUUAGCGACUGACAGCAGCCAUUAAGCAUAUGCCAUCCGGUGUGGCAUGUAAUAGCAUAAGCGACUCAACCGACACAAAAGGAAAACAAAAAGUCAGACAUGCGUCUAGCGUUUAUAUGUACAGUAUAUAGGGCUAUGUUACAAAUUAUUUGUAAUUGAAGCAGCCGUAGCAGCAAAUAGCAGGAAGUGCAAAUACACCGCUCUACUCACGCUUAACAAACUGCAAGCAUAACUCACAGUAAGUAACAUGAAAUGGCGGAGUAUCGUCGUUUUGCCACGCGCGCGUGUGUGUGUGUAUAUUUAGCAUCUAGUUGGCGCUAGCAGAGAACGGAGGAAGAACAAACCUGUGCGCUGUGGUGGCAUGGAGAUAACGUAGGCUAUCAGAUGUAUCAAUGAUAAGAGUAUAUAGUUUCGUAUCGUACAUAAAUAAUAAAUAGAGAGCAACAAAAUGGAAAAUUAAAGAGUGGGCUGGUGAAAAUUACAUUUGCAUGUUUUUUUUUUGGGAAUGAAAGAACGUGUUGUAUCUUUUUCUUUUAUUCACAGCAAGGG
Molecule: messenger RNA, 8917 nt
Organism: Anopheles darlingi
Lineage: Eukaryota; Metazoa; Arthropoda; Insecta; Diptera; Culicidae
Gene: nsl1
Exons: 13
Coding region: 2150-6544 (1464 amino acids)
Cellular component (GO): NSL complex
Molecular function (GO): histone acetyltransferase binding
Source: RefSeq, a predicted model, not a curated record